GGUUUGUGACUAUUCCUCUGUAUCUCUUUGCACAGCUUGGAAGCUGUUUGGCAAGUGAUUUGCAUUUGACGUUAAUAUUCUUUCUUUCUGAGUUUCUAUAAGUAUUUCUGUGUUUCUGAUUAUUUUCACCUCAUAUUUUUUACUUAAUAUUGAACUAAGAAAAAUAGAGACAAUAACAAUGACAUUUUAGGAUGGCUCAAAAUUUUGAAUUAGGAGUCCUAAACUUUGAGAUGAUAUGUGUGCCUCUCCAAUCACCCAUAAUUUGCUGAACUUAAAGCUUUGUCAGACAUAGUAGUUAACCAUGCAGGCACAUGCUUUCAGAUUUUGUAUCUAAUUUGAUGAUCUAAUAUAUUUUAAAUGCCUGUAGAAUUAGAUCAUUAUUAGUUAAUCUUUCAUUUCAUCUAUUUACUCCAUUUCUAAUUGUUCUUUUGGAUUUUUCUUGUCAGAGAUCGGGUUAUGAAGUCUACAUAUUAGAAGCCACAUACAAAGAUCCAGCGGGCUGUGCAGCUAGAAACGUGCAUAAUUUUACCUUAGAUGAUAUCCAAGAGAUGGCAGGACGAUGGGAAGAAGCGCCAUCCUUAUACUUGCAACUAGACAUCAAGUCAUUAUUCUGUGGAGAUGACCUGAAGGAAAGUGGAAUUCAGGAGGUAGAUAUGGAUAUGGGAGAUGGAGAUCUUUAUGAAGAUUCAUCUGGACAUCAAGAAAGUAAGCCUGGGAAUAUGAAAGUACAAUCUAUUGGAGGUGAUGCACCUGAAGAUUCUUCAGUUUAUACAAAGAAAUGUGAUACUGAGGGGGACAAUCCAGCUGCUGUUAAAGAAUUAAGUAGGAGUAAAUGGUCAAAUGAUAUUGAUGAAGAUGAUAAUGAAGGAUCAGAAAGUGUGAAAGGAAAUUUGAAUGCUCUCUCGGGGUUGAUCCAAGCAUAUAGCAAGGAAGGAAAAUCUGUUCAUUGGGGUGAUCAGGUUCAUGACACUGGCUUCUCAAUAGGUGCGGCAAAGCUGGCCAAAGUGUCUUCUCUAGUGAUUGGACCGGGUUCUGGAUACAACUUGAAUUCCAACCCCUUGCCCAAAGAGAUCCCCGCAUCAAACAACUUUGUCCAUUCGAAGAAGCAGACAGUAUUUCAAGAGCGACUCCGAGCAGAGCGCGAAUCCUUUAAAGCCGUUUUUGAUAGGAGGAAACAAAGAAUUGGGAUAGAUCCUGAUGAGGAUUAGUAUUAAAAUGGUUAAUGUUGAAAAUAUUCGAGCUCCCCACCAAUUUUGUCUUUGUUUAGCUAUUUGUUACCCCGUCGAAGAAAGGUGGGUUGAGUAAAAUUGUAUCUGUAACUGUAAAACUGUAAUCUUAAUUCUUAGCGGAGUGCAAAUUGCUCUCCAGCUGCCUAAUGCAAUAGAAUUUUCAAAUAAAU
Molecule: messenger RNA, 1399 nt
Organism: Rubroshorea leprosula
Lineage: Eukaryota; Viridiplantae; Streptophyta; Magnoliopsida; Malvales; Dipterocarpaceae
Source: the annotation of a GenBank genome assembly